Molecule: messenger RNA, 316 nt
Organism: Staurois parvus
Lineage: Eukaryota; Metazoa; Chordata; Amphibia; Anura; Ranidae
Source: the annotation of a GenBank genome assembly
CCGCAGUCUCUGGUCAUCCCCUGUACUAUGUCCGCAGUCUCUGGUCAUCCCCUGUACUAUGUCCGCAGUCUCUGGUCAUCUCCUGUACUAUGUUCGCAGUCUCUGGUCGUCUCCUGUACUAUGUUCGCAGUCUCUGGUCAUCGCCUUUAGUACAUCCACAGUCUCUGGUCAUUUCCUGUACUAUGUUUGCAGUCCAUUGGUUCAGAAUAUUUGUUUUUCUCCUCUAAAACCUAGGUGCAUCUUAUGGAUAGGGAGGAAUUAGAACCACUUUUAGUUUUUUUUUUUUUUUUUUUUUUCAAUAGAUCAAUAAUAUUAA